AAUUCGUCCACCGUCACCCACUGCAAGCCACCACCGUCUUAUGCCCACGACAUCCCUAUCGGCGCCGCACCACACACGACAUCUUGCUAAGCAGACGCAAUUUUCAGCAGCCUACGUGCGCACAGGAAACCCACGUCUGACCAGAUAGCAAAGACAACAGACCGAGACGAGCACGCAGGGGCACUCUGCGAAUCGGUAUCUGUCAACCCAUCGCACAUCAUCGCUCGCAGCCCUCGAGGCGCCCUCGCUCCUACCGCGCCCGUGCCCAACAUGACGGCGACGGCGACGACGACGACGACGACGUCUUCGGCGGACUCGGCCGCCUCCCUCAUCCUCAACCACGCCGCGCCACAGCCAUACAACUUCCGCUUCUCCCCCUUCCUACGGCAGACGUACCAGGUGGGCCUGCCGGCCGACCGCCCCGUGUGCAAGGCCUACCAGACGGGCACCUGCUCCAACGGCACGCGAUGCACCGAGCGGCACGUCUCGGAGACGUCGGGCGGCGGCGGCGGCGGCGGCAAGUCAUCUCAGCACGCGUCUGGCGGCCUCAACUCGCUCGUCUGCAAGCACUGGCUGCGCGGGCUCUGCAAAAAGGGCGAACACUGCGAGUUCCUCCACGAGUACAACCUCCGCAAGAUGCCCGAGUGCAACUUCUUCAUGCGCAACGGCUACUGCUCCAACGGCGAAGAGUGCCUCUACCUGCACGUUGACCCGUCGUCGCGCCUCCCGCCCUGCCCCCACUACGACAUGGGCUUCUGCCCGCUCGGCCCCCUCUGCUCUAAGAAGCACGUCCGCCGGAAGCUCUGCGUCUUCUACCUCGCCGGCUUCUGCCCCGACGGCCCGGACUGCAAGCAGGGCUCUCACCCCAAGUGGAGCAAGGACCUGGAGAAGCCGACCCUCAUGUCGGAGGAGAAGAAGGAGGAGGAGGCCAGAGCCGAGGCAGCCGCCGCCGCUGCCGCCGCCGCCGCGGCUGCGAGGGGGGACGAUGACGAUCAUAUGAAUAAUACGGGCAGGGGGGAUCACCGGAUGCGAGAUGGCCCGCGAGACCGCGACGAGGGCAGGUUCGGCCGGCAUGGCCGAGGAGGCGGGGGCGGAGGCGGCAAGUGGAGGGGCGGACGGGACAGGCGGUUUCGAGGCAGAGGACAUUAACCGGGUGUUCGACGUGUCAGGAAGCCGAGGUGUGGGAGGGAGGAUGAGGGUGAGGGCGUGGGCAGACGUCACGAUACGAUGUGACAAGCUGAGCCUGAGGCACAAGAGUUCUCUUGUUCCGUGCGAUACCCCCCUAUGUACGAGAUGUAGUAGUAUGCAAAGAGAGCGAAGAGGAUC
This is a messenger RNA of Purpureocillium takamizusanense, 1326 nucleotides long. It is a transcript of the gene YTH1, whose product is annotated as RNA-binding component of cleavage and polyadenylation factor. NCBI's taxonomy places the organism in Eukaryota, Fungi, Ascomycota, Sordariomycetes, Hypocreales, Ophiocordycipitaceae. The coding region runs from base 271 to 1149 and encodes 292 amino acids. The record is from RefSeq and is a predicted model, not a curated record. The transcript has a single exon. Gene Ontology annotation, molecular function: RNA binding; metal ion binding.